CACCUUGGGGCCGAAUCUCAACAUGAACCCCUCAAAUCUGAUCUGCCGAAUCUCACUCAGUAAUCCUUGACUCUCGAGGACCUUGCACGAAAACAAUCUUAAACCUCUCCUAUUCAAGCACUCUAGGAUCCUCCCUACGCUAUGUUGCUUCCCCUUUCUAUUCCAAGAAUCCUAUCCCCCUUCACAAUGACUCGAACUCCAACAAUUGAUUUUCUCAAUGCAGAGAAGCAUUGUCAAUACGAUAGGGUGUGCGGAGACGCGCUUCGUAUUAUUGGCGAUCGUCACUGAACAGCCGCGGCUCUUUACCCAGUGCGUCGGUUUUUAUCCGAGACAGUUGUUUCGCGAAAAAAUGUGCCGUUGGUGGACGAAUGAUGAUUGGCUGCAAGGAUUGAAAGGAUCGUGAAGGAUCAGAAGUGCAUGUUGGUGGAUAAGAUUAUGGUGUAAUGCGAACGCGCAAACAAAUGUCAUGGUGACAUUGUUCGAGCAAACAUCGAGUCAGAUCAAUACAGUCGGCAUCGUGAUCUCCUCUGUCAUGGCCUGCACUCAACAUUAUAGCGCGCGCUAUCUUUUCUAUCUU
Molecule: messenger RNA, 577 nt
Organism: Periconia digitata
Lineage: Eukaryota; Fungi; Ascomycota; Dothideomycetes; Pleosporales; Periconiaceae
Source: the annotation of a GenBank genome assembly